Messenger RNA from Oikopleura dioica, 1086 nucleotides. The record is from the annotation of a GenBank genome assembly. NCBI's taxonomy places the organism in Eukaryota, Metazoa, Chordata, Appendicularia, Copelata, Oikopleuridae.
AUGAAGCUUUACCUUCUUUUUACCGGAAUUCUUGCAAAGAGAGAAUCUUCUAGAGCUGAAUUCACCACUGACUUCCCAUUCGACUUGAUCACGGAUUACACGACCGAGCUACCGGGUGAUUUAGUGACUUAUUUCGCAGCUGAUUCUAGCACUGAUUCCCAAACCGAUGAAGACUUAGAGCAAGAAGGCUUUACUACUGACUAUCCCGCAAACAUCACCUCUUCUUUUGAAGCGCCAAUAUCCUCAACAACUAUUCCUACUUCCACAAGCUCAACAGCAACAUCAACAACAAGAACCACAGCUACAUCGACAUCCGAAUCUUCGACCAGAAGUACAAUUUCUACAACGACCUCUUCUGAAGGUUCUUCGGGUGAUUCUUCGGAUGACUUUACCACUGAGUAUCCAUACUUUGACACAGAAGACUUUACAACUGACUUACUCGUGGAUUUCACCUCCCCUUCAGAAGAGCUUUCGUCUUCAACACUAAGUACCUUGAUGUCAACUUCAACAUCCACAACAAGAUCGACAGCAAGCUCGACAACUGAGCCCCAAACUAAAACCACGACAAAAGAAUCUUCAACGGAGUCAACGACAGAGUAUCAAGGAACAGUCUCCACCGCGGAUUACACUUCUACUUCCGAAAACUUUCAUACGUCCACAAGCUCAACAGCAACGUCAACAACAAGAACAACAAUGACAUCAACAACUGAAAACUCUUCGGGCGAUUUUACUACUGACUAUCCAUACUUUGGCUCAGGAGAUUAUACAACUGAUUCCCUUGAGGAUUUCACCUCUACUUCAGAAGAGCCAUCAUCUUCUACAUUUAGUACGUUGACGGAAACUUCAACAUCAUCGACAGCAUCUUCAACCCUUGCUUCAACACGAUCACCACCCACUUGUCUUCAAAACACGGCCUUUGGUGACAUUUUCGUCUGGGAAAUCGCGCCUGGCAUGGACAAGCCAUCUCCUUAUUCAAAUUUCGAGCAUGAAAUCGCAAACUUUGCCGGAGACACUCAAGAUUGUCAGCGAGAGUGUGCAAGUUUCGCCGGCUGUUACAAGGAGCGGACUCUCGAAAAAACGUCGUAA